Messenger RNA from Daldinia caldariorum, 4038 nucleotides. Its product is annotated as Pro-apoptotic serine protease NMA111. The record is from RefSeq and is a predicted model, not a curated record. Gene Ontology annotation, molecular function: serine-type endopeptidase activity; protein binding. Gene Ontology annotation, biological process: proteolysis. The coding region runs from base 462 to 3797 and encodes 1111 amino acids. Lineage: Eukaryota; Fungi; Ascomycota; Sordariomycetes; Xylariales; Hypoxylaceae. The transcript is spliced from 4 exons.
CCAGCAAAACUUAAUCUGUAAGUAGGGAACUGGAAGUUACCUACAGGCUAUUCACCUACAGGCCAAACUUACCUACGUAUUUACCAACCGGCCGGGAAGGGACGUAGGAUAAAAAAAAAAAAAAGGUCAUCACGAAGUUUCCUUCUUUCGGGUUCGUCACGGUUGGUUUUUUACUGUAAUUAUAUCGAACUCCACAUUGUUGAUACAAAAUCAACAGGGAUCGUGGGAAAAUACGUAUAUGUAUAAUCAGACUCAACUCUGAUAAUUACUGACCUAGAGUUUUCGGUGAUACCAUCCGCGUCACCUUCUCUCUGUCUCUGUCUCUCUCUCACUCUCUCAUCAUUGUCCUCAUCCCCAUAAUCAUCAGCAGUAGCACAGUUGGUGCCUCGAUGCGAAUAUUAUCCAUUGAGAUUGCUUAAAUAGAUGAUUGAGACGAUAAAUUCGGGAGGUAUUGGCGCUGGAUGAGGCAUCUAUCGCCUUUGCGCAUUGCUGAGUCAGGCCUCGCUCGACUUUUUCGAUCGUCAUCAGGGUUCUCUUCAGGAAUCUCUACAGGAAUCUCUACAGGAAUCCCUCCAGGAAUCCCUUCGGCAUCCUCACAACCUUCAUUGUCGUCGCCACGGUGCGCAUCAACUUCCAAUAGCCAACCCGGACACACCAUCUGUCUCACACGUCCAUUCACUACGGAGACACGUCCACGUUACCAAUCGACUUCCACAGUCAUGAAUGGAACCAGUCCAACCUCGCGCUCUAAGCGCAAAGCUCCCUUCUCCCCCGAGGAGCACGGCCGCCCUCAUAAAUACCUCCGACCCGUAAACCGAAAACACUCCCCGAGCGAAAAUACGCCAGACACCGAAUUGCCCAGUUUUAUCGAGAACGAUAUGGCUACAGAGGAAGAUUUAGCGCUGCUCUUUCCCCCCCAAGCUGCACCCGAUACCGCAGAAUGGCAGGCUACCAUAGAGAAGGUUGUUAGAAACGUUGUCUCUAUCCGCUUUUGUCAAACUUGUUCUUUCGACACCGAUGCUGCCUGCGCCAGCGAGGCCACCGGAUUUGUCGUCGAUGCUGAGAAAGGAUAUAUCCUUACAAAUAGACACGUUGUCGGCGCGGGGCCUUUUUGGGGUUAUGUUGUAUUCGACAACCACGAAGAAGUUGAUGCGUAUCCUGUCUACCGGGACCCCGUCCACGACUUCGGUAUUCUACGCUUCAACCCCAAAGCCAUCAAAUACAUGCCUGUUUCGGCUCUCCCUAUCCGUCCAGAUCUAGCAAAAGUUGGCGUGGAAAUAAGAGUUGUCGGAAACGAUGCCGGCGAAAAGCUUAGUAUCCUCUCUGGUGUCAUCAGUCGGUUAGAUCGCAAUGCCCCUGAAUACGGCGAGGGGUACAGCGAUUUCAAUACAAAUUACUAUCAAGCCAAUGCCGCUGCUAGCGGUGGUAGCUCUGGCAGUCCGGUCGUCAAUAUCGACGGGUUUGCCAUAGCACUACAAGCCGGUGGGAGGUCCGAUGGUGCAUCCACUGAUUAUUUUCUACCUCUCGAUAGACCGUUGAGGGCUCUCCGCUGUAUACAGGAAGGUCGACCGGUCGAGCGAGGCACUAUUCAGUGCCAGUUCAUUAUGAAGCCGUUUGACGAGUGUCGUAGGCUUGGGCUGACACCGAAUUGGGAGAAGGCUAUUCGGGAAGCAUUUCCUAAGGAGACCAAUAUGCUUGUGGCCGAGAUUGUCCUCCCCGAAGGCCCCUCGCACAAUAAGAUCGAGGAAGGAGAUGUGCUUCUAAAGGUGAAUGGUGAAAUGAUCACCCAAUUUAUUCGCCUGGACGACAUCUUAGACUCCAAUGUUGGCAAAACCAUCCGGGUGACCCUGCAACGAGGUGGUGAAGAUGUCGAUAUUGAUAUCCAAGUUGGAGAUCUUCAUGCGAUUACACCGGACCGUUUUGUAACUGUCUCCGGUGCGAGCGUUCAUAACCUAUCCUACCAACAGGCACGUCUCUACGGAGUUGCCAUCGAGGGUGGCGGUGUCUUCGUUUGUGAAUCGACUGGUUCUUUCCGUUUCGACAGUGCAGAUAACGGGUGGAUGAUCCAGAGCAUUGACCAGAAGAAGACACCUAACUUGGAGACUUUUAUCGACGUCGUGAAGCAAAUUCCUGACAAGAAGCGUGUUGUAGUUACGUACAAACACCUCAGGGACCUACACACGCUUAACACCACAAUCAUCAACGUCGACCGGCACUGGUCCGCUAAGAUGCGGCAGGCGACACGGAACGACGUAACUGGCUUAUGGGACUUUGAAGAUAUUGCCGAUGCCCUACCCCCUGUACCCCCAGUACGACGCAAGGGCGCUUUCAUCCAGCUGGAGCACACAUCGCACCCAGCUGUAGCUGAUUUAGUCCGCAGCUUUGUACGUGUAGGUUGCACGAUGCCUCUGAAACUAGAUGGGUUCCCUAGGAAUAGAAAAUGGGGAAUGGGUUUAGUGAUCGAUGCUGAGAAGGGGUUGGUGAUCAUCUCGAGAGCAGUCAUUCCUUACGACCUGUGCGAUAUCUGGAUCACCAUCGCCGACUCUAUCGUUGUCGAAGGAAAAGUUGUUUUUAUGCAUCCACUUCAGAACUACGCAAUUAUUAAGUAUGACCCGGAACUCGUCGACGCACCGGUGUUAAGUGCGCGGCUUAGCAAAGAAAGCAUCACCCAGGGAGCGUCGACAACUUUCAUCGGAUAUAAUAGGAGUGGUCGAAUCGUGCAUGCUGCCACCACAGUCACUGAAAUAACUACGGUAGCCAUUCCUGCCAACUCGGGCGCGCCGAGAUAUCGGGCCACAAAUGUUGAUGCCAUUACCGUAGACACUAAUCUUAGCGGUCAGUGUGGAAGCGGAGUGCUUGUUGACAAGGACGGGACUGUACAAGCCUUGUGGCUGACUUACCUAGGCGAAAGAUCUUCUGGGUCGAGAGACGAAGAGUAUCACUUGGGGCUUGCUACGCCGACUCUACUACAUGUCGUAUCACAAAUUCAGCAAGGUCAGGACCCGAAAUUACGUAUGCUACCCAUGGAGUUCCGACCCGUUGCCAUGUCCCAAGCUCGUGUCAUGGGCGUUUCCGAGGAGUGGAUACACAAAGUCUUCUCGGCCAACAAGCACAACCAUCAGCUUUUCAUGGUUUCUAAAUGUACCUUUGAGCGCGAUAACCGUCCCGCUGUCUUGCUCGAGGGUGACAUAAUUCUGACCCUCAACGGGAAGAUCAUAACCCGCGUAUCGGAGUUGGAUGUCAUGUAUUCUCACGAGGUUCUCGAAGCUGUUAUUGUCCGAGAGAGUCGAGAGAUGUGUCUCCAAGUCCCAACUUCACCGGCCGACAACCUAGAAACGAACCACGCCAUUUCAUUCUGUGGAGCCAUCCUUCACGUCCCUCAUCUUGCUGUUAGACAGCAGAUCAGCAAGCUCGCAAGCGAGGUAUACGUUUCAGCAAGAAGUAGAGGCUCGCCUGCAUACCAAUACGGGCUUGCACCAACCAACUUCAUCACACACGUCAACGGCAAGCCGACACCGGAUCUCAAGACUUUCCUGGAUAACGUAGUUAAGAUCCCAGACAAUACCUAUUUCCGAUUGAAGGCCAUGACGUUUGACAACCAACCAUGGGUUAUCACCAUGAAGAAGAACGAACAUUACUUCCCUACAGUGGAGUGGAUCAAGGACGGUUUGGAACCUUGCGGCUGGCGACGCAUUACGUACGAGAGCGGUAAGCCGGUGGAGGGCGAGCCGACGGAUGGAAUCCUCUCCGUGCAGGACGGUGAAGAUGUUGACGAUAUGGAUGACGGUGGAAUUUAGACGUUCUCGCCUGUUUGUGGGAUCACCAAACAACAUCACUAGGUUCUACGACUAGGCAUAAUAUUUGUUCUCUACUAGAGUUCGCUGUACAUAAUUAACUGCCGUACAUAACCAAGUUAUAUAGCAUCGCCUCCUGUGGCGGCUUGGUUAUCAUACCUAGGCCAAAUGUCUUGAUUACGUACCUUUUAUAGUUUCUGUGGUCAAGCCUGGGUUCCUUACAAUAAACACAGUAUUGAUUUCA